AUGCGCUCCCUGGGGACCCCCCUGGGGGCAGAAGGGGGUGUCCUCAGCACCCAGGAGGCCCCGCCUGCAGCCAGGCCUGAGAGCCACGGGGAACAGACCAACCGCCUGGCGGGGGUGGGGGGGGGGCUCAGCUCCUGGGGGCCUGCGGUCGCCCCGGCAACCCGGACACACCCCCUGGCGGUGCCGUUUCCUCUUGACACCCGCACAAGGCCCGGGUGGCACGCGCUGGGCCCCCAAGUCGUGCCCCGUCGGGAGCUGCAGGCCCUUCCCCCAGCUCCCCUGGGGCCCGCGAACCUGACCAAGGAGCAGCUGAGUCCCCGGGGCCCCCGGGGCUGUCCCUCAGGCUCAUCCUGUCGGCUGGGUGAUGUCACCAAAGGUCCCAUCUCUCUCAGCAUCGGGCCUCGACUGCUUCAUGCCGAAGGUCCACGGCUGACCGGCUCCACCAGGACUGCUGACGAGAGACGGGCUAUAGCUCAGGGCCAAGCAGAACAGGACUUCUUCUUGAGAACCAGCAGCGCGACACACCACAAGCCCCCCCAUGCCGGAGCCCCAGACGUGCUGGCCCAGGCGGCCUCUGGUCUCCCACACGUGCGGCUCCCUCACACCUGGUCAGCCAGCCGGCUGGGGAGCAGGCGUCACCUUCGGUCCUGGCCCAAACACGCACACAGAUUGGGGGCCGGGGGCUGUGGCGUCCUGUACCGGGUCGCCAGCUGGGGCUACAGCCUAGACGGUGGUGGGAGGACCUUGAGAGGAAAGCCGCACUCUCACCAGGGCAGGAAGUGCUCCCCAGGGCAAGCGUGGUCUCUGGAGCGCAUUCUCCAGGAAACCCGGAGAGGCUGCUGGGUACAGACUGCUGCCGGCGGUGACCUGAUGGACCCUCCCCGGGGCAUGGCCAUCUCGGACCUUCUUGUGCAGGAACUGGAGAGCCGGGUCAGAGGGCCUGGACGACAAGGAGGACACCAGGCAGCCCCACCCCCGCUGCCCAUCUACCGGAGAAGAGCAUCUGGCCAGCUGAGCUCUGGGCAGGUGAUGUGUUACCUCUACAUCUAUGAAGACCCGGAGGAUAGGUCCACGUCAUCAUUCAGGUGGCCAACCUUGGCCCUCUGCUCCACGUUCCUGAUGUUACCGAUCAGAGCCAGCACGCCCAAGAAGAAAAGUCUGGUGCCCAACUGGAUAGAGAAGGGCCUGAUCGUCCUACGGCAAGUGGCCAGCCGGGACGAACAGACCCCAGAAUGGAAACUUUGCCAAAAAGAGCGCUCCCUCAGCAAGUCAGCUCAGGCCAUCAACCGCUACUACAGGAAGACGAGAGAUUUCAACAAGGACACCAGCCCCCAGGACAGCGGCUUCCUGUCUGAAAUGGAGGAGCUUCGGCGCAAGUUUCUCACACGUCCGGGCUGUCCCCAGUUCAGCACCAGGUCCACGUCCAUGACCCACUAUGGUUCAGCCACGACUCUCGCUCUGCCCGAGGACACGUACGUCAGCUCUGAGACCUGGAAGGUGACUGAGGACGUGCUCUCUGGUCAGGAGAGCUUGGACACGAAGGUGGACGGCUGCCGGCUUCCCUUUAGUAAGAGUGCCUGCGAGUUCAAUUACCUUCGGAAGAAGAGUGGAUCCCAGGUGUUGAGCCCGGCCCCCAGCAACCUGGUCCUAGGGCAGAGCUACCCAAGGAAGUGGGUACCUUGGUACAUCUCUGUCAUCCACGAGAAGGAAGUCCAGCACCUCUCCGAGCUGGAGGUGCAGGUUCAGAAGAAAGACGAGGAGAUCCUGGCUCUCCAGGAGGAGAGGGAGGCCUUGAGAAAGCAGCUGAAAUGCUUCCUGCAGAGCAAAAGCCAGGAGACCUUGCUGAGCGAGGUCAUGAGGGAGCGGCCGUCGGGGUCCGCGCCGAAGCUGCAGGGGAGACUGCGCGCCCGUAGAACCUUCUCCGGAGACGAGGAGGAGCCGGAGCACAGGCAGCAGAUGCGGGGAGAGCACGCCGUGGCCGCCGGAGGCAAGGACCUGGAAGGAGGCAGCUACGAGGAGGAAGAGGGCCUGGAAGGGGAGGACGAGCGGGCGGCGGACGAGGGGCCGAGCGCCAGUGCCAGCAGGAAGGGGGCUCUGCAGGAGAAGCGAGGCGAGGAGGAGGAGAAGGUGGGGAUGGUGGUGGCCGCGGAGGGGGAGGAAGAGGAGGCGGAGGGUGUGAUGGAGCUGGAUGAGGAGAAGGAGACGCAGGAGGAGGAGGCCGCGGGCAGGAAGAGGGCUGGCUCCGUGGCCGACGCCUUUGAGGAGGAGCUGAGAGCCCAGCUGGAGGAGUACGAGCAGCUGGUCCAGGAGUUCCAGUUCCAGCUCGAGAUCACCAGGACCAGACACUCCCUGGCAACAGGAGCCAUCAUGUCUUUACAACGACAAGUGGAAAUCCAAGAAUCGCAACUGCAGAGCUUCAACACGGAGAACGAGGUGCUGCAGAAGGAGCUGUGGGACCGGAAGCAACAGCUGCAAGCCAUGUCCGACAAGUUCUCCAACCUCCGGGAAGACAAGAAGCGCGAGGAGAUGAUGGGACUGAUCGAGAAGGACAACUUCUUCCUCCGACAGCAAGUGUCAGAGCUGGAGAAAGAACUGGUCAAGCGGGAACAGACCAUCUCGGAGUUGGAGGCCAAGGUCAGCCAGCUGCAGGCCCAGGUGAACCAGAGCCAGGACCGUCUGCAGAGGCGGAAGCAGCUGCAGGAGGAGAUGCAGAGCAAGAACGAGAUGAUUCAGCAGGCGGAACAGCAGGUCCGCGUGGCCCUGGAGAGCACCCAGUCCAGGCUCGAAAGACUAAGGAACAAGAUCAUCCAGGCCACCUUCAACACCAUAGGAUUCAAGUCCUUGGCCACCGAGAUCUCUGACUAUGACAUCCUGGAAGCCUUGCAGUGGAUCAUCUCAGAGAGAACUGACUACUACAACCAGUUGAAACAGAAGGGGGUCAAAGUGCCCCCCCUGCAGCAGUCGGAGAUCUUAUCCUCGCCCAGCAAGUCCAAGAAGAUAACCUCCAAGUAG
This is a messenger RNA of Balaenoptera acutorostrata (minke whale), 3012 nucleotides long. RefSeq names its product coiled-coil domain containing 27 (gene CCDC27). The record is from RefSeq and is a predicted model, not a curated record. The coding region runs from base 1 to 3012 and encodes 1003 amino acids. The transcript has 19 exons. NCBI's taxonomy places the organism in Eukaryota, Metazoa, Chordata, Mammalia, Artiodactyla, Balaenopteridae.